Messenger RNA from Tilletiaria anomala UBC 951, 2412 nucleotides. RefSeq names its product root hair defective 3 GTP-binding protein. Bases 1 to 2412 code for a protein of 803 amino acids. The record is from RefSeq and is a predicted model, not a curated record. Gene Ontology annotation, molecular function: GTP binding; GTPase activity. NCBI's taxonomy places the organism in Eukaryota, Fungi, Basidiomycota, Exobasidiomycetes, Georgefischeriales, Tilletiariaceae. Gene Ontology annotation, biological process: endoplasmic reticulum membrane fusion. The transcript has 5 exons. Gene Ontology annotation, cellular component: endoplasmic reticulum.
AUGCUGCCUCUAUCACACUCUCUAGGGGCAGGCGGAGCAGGGCCAGCAGGGAGCUCAUCGUCAUCAAAGCAUGCUCAGCGCUUGCAGCUCAUCGACGAGGCGCAACAGUUCCACCCGCAGAUGACUGCCUAUCUCGAGUCAUGGGGCCUGCACAACGUCGGCUUCGGCUACGAUCUCUGCGCCGUGCUCGGCAGCCAAUCGACUGGCAAGUCGACGCUGCUGAACAAGCUCUUCGGCACCAACUUUGACGUCAUGGACGAGACCCAGCGAAGGCAAACGACCAAGGGCAUCUGGCUCUCCCGCGGCGCCAACAUGCCCGUCCUGGUCAUGGAUGUUGAAGGCACCGAUGGAAGGGAGAGGGGCGAAGACCAGGAUUUUGAACGAAAGUCCGCCUUGUUCAGUAUGGCCAGUGCCGAAGUGCUCAUCGUCAACAUGUGGGAGCACCAGGUCGGCCUGUAUCAAGGCGCCAACAUGGGCCUCCUCAAGACCGUUUUCGAGGUCAACCUCGGACUUUUCCAGUCGAGCAAGCAAAAGAACUCUGGGCUGAAGGACAAGACUUUGCUGUUGUUUGUCAUUCGCGAUCACAUUGGCGCUACGCCAUUGCAGAACCUUCAAAACACGCUAUUGGCUGACCUUGGUCGCAUCUGGGAGUCUCUCGCAAAGCCUGAGGGGAUGGAAUCGUCGAACAUCACAGAAUUUUUUGAUUUUUCCUUCACGACGCUCCCGCACAAGCUCCUGCAGCCGAAAGAGUUCGACGACCAGGUGCUCGCUCUGCGACAACGCUUCACUGACUCGAAACACCCGGGCUUUAUCUUCAAGACGCAAUACCACAAGCGCAUCCCUGCUGAUGGGCUGCCGCACUACCUCGCAAACAUCUGGGAGCAAGUCGUCUCGAACAAAGACCUCGACUUGCCGACGCAGCAGGAGCUGCUUGCGCAAUUCCGGUGCGAUGAGAUCGCUAACGUAGCAUUCGCCCAGUUCACCUCCGACAUCCGUGCCUUCCGCCGGCCCAUCGAGGCGGGCGAAGUGCUGGAGACCCUCGGCGGCGACAUGGCCGCGCACUGCCAGACAGCUCUGGCGGUGUUCGACAAGGACGCGUCGCGCUACCACUCUGAAGUGUACAAGCGCAAACGCCAGGAGCUGCUCGACAAGUUGCACAGUGCGCUGUCGCCAUUUGUGCUUGGCCAGCUGAAGAAUCUGCACAAGCGUGUCCUGGCGCACUUCAAACGUACUCUACUCGAGAAUCUGCGUGGAGACGGGCACGACUUUGGCGAAGUAGUGCGCGUUGAGCGCGCCAAGGCCGAGACGGCGUUCGCGGCCGCCGCAGCGCUGCUUAUGCUCGACGGGACCGACUGGAACACAGCGGAGGAGGAGGCGCAGCUGCGCGAGGACAUCCAGCAGAUCGCGGACCAGUGCAGGGUGGAGGAGACGAAGAAGAUGAUCGUCCUCAUCGAGCGGAGCAUCAAGCGCGCUGUCGCGGAGCCAACUGAGAUUGCUCUGGGCAAGCCCGGACCCGAGAUGUGGGAUCAUGUACUAGAGGGGUUCCGCCAUGCGCUGCAGCAGGCCGAGGCGGCGUACAUGCAAAAAGCGAAGAGCUUCAAUUGCACCGAGGAGGAGAACAGCAUCGCUCUCCGCUCCCUGCGGCAGAAGGCAUGGCAGAGUCUACGCGCCAAAGUCGACGAGAUAACCGCCGAUUCUAUCCUCGCGGCCCGCUUGCGCAACAUUUUCGAGGAUGGAUUCCGCUACGAUGAAUACGGCACCCCGAGGAUCUGGAAGCCUGAGGAUGAUAUUGAUGGGAUCUUUCGCAAGGCUCGGGAUGAGACUCUCGAGCUCAUACCGAUCUACGCACGGAUCGAGCCAAAGGACGAGUCGCUCCUGCCGAGCAUCCCAUCUUCCGCUGACGACCCGGAGCAGGCAGCGGCUGUAGCACGCGGCGAGGAAGAUGAGUUCAACUUUGGCGCCUCGCUCGUUGUCUUCUCCGAGACGCGCAAAGCCGAUAUCGGUACGCGCUUCCGCAAGGAAGCCGACGCGUAUUACGUCGAGGCGAAGCGCAGCACUGUCUCGAGUAUCGCGCAGGUGCCGUACUGGAUCUACGGCGUCAUGCUCCUGCUGGGCUGGAACGAGAUCAUCGCCGUCAUCCGGUCGCCGAUGUACUUCACCUUCCUGCUCCUCUGCGCUGGCGCAGCGUACGUCGUCUGGCGUCUCAACCUGCAGGGCCCGUUGCAGGCGGUCGUCACGGCUAUCCUUCGAGAGGUGCAUCGUCUCGCGGACGAGCAGCUCCGCGCGCACUUUUCGCAGCCCCUACUACAGCCGAGUAUGCUCAAGGAAGAACCUGUACCCGCCAGCCUUUCUCGGCCCACUCCAUCAGAAGCCGCGCCAGAAGAGAUCGAGCUUAAGGAGAAAAUCUUAUGA